CACACACACGCCCGCACCCUCGCGUCCAGACCGACCCCAGGAAAAAUGCGCUGUGCGUCGACAGCCGGCGCAGCCCUGGUGCUGUGCGCUGCCACCGCCGGGCUACUGAGCGCCCAGGACGGCCCCGCACAACCCGAAUCUCCACGCUUCGCUUCCUGGGACGAGAUGAACUUGCUGGCGCACGGGCUGCUGCAGCUGGGCCACGGACUGCGCGAACACGUGGAGCGCACCCGUGGGCAGCUGGGCGAGCUGGAGAGGCGCCUGGGUGCCUGUGGAGCCACCUGCCAGGGGUCCGGAGCGUCCACCGCGCCCCCGCAAGUCUCUGACAACCCGAUGCCCAGCGACGAACCAGCACCCGAGACCCUGCGCAGCCUGCAGAUGCAAAUAAAAGCUCAGAACAGCAAGAUCGAACGGUUGUUCCAUAAGGUGGCCCAGCAACAGCGACACUUGGAGAAGCAGCACCUGAAGAUUCAAAAUCUACAGAACCAGGUUAGUCUCCUGGCACCUGUGCACGUACACAAGGGACUGGCCAAGUCUGCCAGAAAGAAGAGGCUGCCCAAAAUGGUCCAGGCUGUUGCUGCUGACCCGGUUUGGAACGCCAGCCGCCAGCACGGGCUGCCCCGAGACUGCCAGGAACUGUUUGAGCAAGGAGAGCGGCAGAGCGGGCUCUUUCAGAUCCAGCCACAGGGGUCCGCCCCGUUCCUGGUCAACUGUGAGAUGAACUCAGACGGAGGCUGGACUAUGAUUCAAAGACGGCAGGAUGGUUCUGUGGACUUCAACCAGCCCUGGGAAGCUUACAAGGCCGGCUUUGGCGACCCCCAAGGCGAAUUCUGGCUGGGGCUGGAGAAGGUACAUAGCAUCCUGGGGGACCGGGGCAGUCGCCUGGCUGUGCAACUGCAGGACUGGGAGGGCAACGCAGAGUCGCUAGAGUUCCCUGUCCAGCUGGGCGGCGAGGACACGGCCUACAGCCUGCGGCUCAUGGCGCCCGUGGCCGGUGAGCUGGGUAUUGCCACCGCCAGCAUGCCUGAUGGCUUCUCCCUGCCCUUCUCCACGUGGGACCAGGACCACGACCUCCGUGGAGACCUGAACUGUGCCAAGAGCCUUUCUGGUGGCUGGUGGUUCGGAACCUGCGGUCACUCCAACCUCAACGGCCAGUACUUCCCUUCCAUUCCCCGGCAGCGGCAGCAACGUAAAAAGGGAAUCUUCUGGAAGACGUGGCGGGGCCGCUACUAUCCGCUGCAGGCUACCACUAUGCUGAUCCGACCCAUGGGGGCUGCCGCAGCCUCCUAGCCUCACCGCUGGGGCCUGGUCCCAGGCUCCUCACGGGGGACAUUGAUUUUGGCUGUGGCCCAGCAGGUGGCUGGC
This is a messenger RNA of Ochotona princeps (American pika), 1365 nucleotides long. It is a transcript of the gene ANGPTL4, whose product is annotated as angiopoietin like 4. Lineage: Eukaryota; Metazoa; Chordata; Mammalia; Lagomorpha; Ochotonidae. Gene Ontology annotation, molecular function: enzyme inhibitor activity. The transcript has 8 exons. Gene Ontology annotation, biological process: triglyceride homeostasis. Bases 46 to 1290 code for a protein of 414 amino acids. The record is from RefSeq and is a predicted model, not a curated record.